Nicotiana attenuata is the source of this 2226-nucleotide messenger RNA. RefSeq lists its product as uncharacterized. Gene Ontology annotation, molecular function: nucleic acid binding; RNA-DNA hybrid ribonuclease activity. Lineage: Eukaryota; Viridiplantae; Streptophyta; Magnoliopsida; Solanales; Solanaceae. The transcript is spliced from 6 exons. The coding region runs from base 1 to 2226 and encodes 741 amino acids. The record is from RefSeq and is a predicted model, not a curated record.
AUGGCAUGGUUUAAAGAUGGUGAUAGAAAUACAAAAUUUUUUCAUGCUCAAGUCAAUGGAAGAAGGAAAAAAUUGAAGCUGACUAGAAUCAAAAAUGGCCCUGGCAAUUGGCUUGAAGAAGAAGAAGAAGAAAUUGCAGAUGAAGCAGUUAACUUUUAUAAGGAUCAGUUCUGUGAAACUGCAACCCCUACUGCAUUUCAUAUUAUAGAUCAUGUACCUUGCUUGGUGGAUAGGGAACAUAAUGAAAAGCUGAUCACAAUGCCAACAAAAGAAGAGGUAAAACAAGCCGUGUUUGGACUUAAUGAUGAGUCAGUAGGUGGUCCAGAUGGUUUCACUGGUGCAUUCUAUCAGUCUUGCUGGGAGAUCAUAGGUGAUGAUAUAUAUGCAAUGGUGUUGGAUUUUUUCUGUGGACAACAACUUCCAAAGUGUGUGACUCAUACCAACCUGGUGCUAUUACCAAAAAAGAAAGAGGCAGGUUUUGUUAAAGGUAGAAGCAUAGUGGAGAAUGUUCUAUUGACUCAAGAAAUUGUUACAGACAUUAGGCUUAGAACUAAGGCUGGGCCAAAUGCUGUGAUUAAACUUGACAUGACAAAAGCCUAUGAUAGGCUGUCAUGGCUCUUCUUAACAAAGUCAUCGAGGGGUGUCAAACAAGGGGAUCCCCUUUCUCCAACUUUAUUCAUUUUAGCUGCUGAAGCACUAUCAAGAGGGCUAAACUCUUUGCACUUGAAUCUGUACUUUUGUGGAUAUGGAUUGCCAAAAUGGAGCCCAAAAAUUAACCAUUUGGCAUAUGCAGAUGACACCAUCAUCUUUACUUUAUCUGAUGCCACAUCUCUGAGAUUGGUGAUGGAAAUAUUGCAGGCCUAUGAAGUUGUUUCUGGUUCAGUAGGAGGUAAUAGCAGGCACUGGGCUUCAUGGAACAAUUUGUGUCUACCAUAUGAAGAAGGUGGCAUUAGAUUUAGAUCCUUGCAUGAUGUGGCUAAAGCACUCUUCUGUAAGCUUUGGUGGAAUUUUAGAACAAAGCCCAGCUUAUGGAGCUCAAUUAUAAGCCAAAAAUAUUGUAAAAAGCUGAAUGCAACAGUAGUACCAUGGAAAGAAGGAUCACAUGUGUGGAGGAGAAUGUUGGAAUGUCGAGACAUAAUGGAACAUCAAAUAUUAUGGAAGCCAAGAAUGGGAUCUUCAUUAUUUUGGUAUUAUAAUUGGACUGGAUUAGGAGUUUUAUACUUCCUAGUCCCUCAAGGUUUUGGCAUAGAUGAAGACAUUUUUAAUGUCCAUGACGUGGUAGAAAAUGGAGCUUGGAAUGUAGAGAGGAUACUGCAGGCUGCAGUAGCAGUAUGGAAAUACUUUUUACCUAGAGCAAGAAUUGUUCUGCAGGAUCUGACUCUACACCAAGCCAUUACAAAAUGUUGGAAUACUCCAGUAGUGCCCAGAAUAAAACCAAUAAUGCAGGCAUUACCUGCGUGUAUUGUUUUGGAGCUUUGGAAAAAGAGAAACAGUUUGAAGUAUGGGGAAGCAGUAUCAGUGAAUAGGGUAAUUUAUCAGGUGUCUACUGCACUGCAAUCACUAGUGCAAGUGCAAAAACCAGGCUUACAAGUGCCCCAUAAAUGGUCCAACCUUCUAUACAUGUUGGAGCAAUACACUCCUCGAUUGAAAUAUGAGAAAGUACUAUGGGAGUUACCUAUGGAGGGUUGGAUCAAGGUGAACACAGAUGGAGCAAGUAGAGGAAAUCCAGGAAGAAGUGCAAUUGGAUUCUGUCUAAGGGACCAGGCUGGAGAUUUAAAAUAUGCACAGGGAAAGGAGAUCACUGAGGGAAGUAAUAAUAAAGCAGAAGCAGAAGCAAUAGUUGAGGCAUUGAGGAUCUGCAGGGCUAUGAACUAUAAUCACAUUUGGUUGCAGACUGACUCUUUGCUUCUGAAAAACAUAAUAGAAGGAUCAUGGAAGCCACCUUGGUGUAUUAUGGAACAAAUAGAGGAGAUUAUGAAGCUGAAAGAAAAUUUCAACAAUAAGGUAUCGCAUAUAUUCAGAGAAGGGAACUCGCAAAUAUUCAGAGAAGGGAACUCUUUGGCUGAUCAUCUAGGAAAUUAUGCUUUAGAUGUGGGGGAUAUUGAGUGCUUUGAUUUUUGGGAUGUAGAUUCAAAAGGCAGGAAGAUUGUGAAUGAUGACAAGUACAAGGGCUGUACUGUUGAUUUAUGUGCUAAUAGAAUUCCAUAUGGUGGUAUUAAUGCCUAG